Molecule: messenger RNA, 2905 nt
Organism: Phyllopteryx taeniolatus (common seadragon)
Lineage: Eukaryota; Metazoa; Chordata; Actinopteri; Syngnathiformes; Syngnathidae
Gene: aacs
Product: acetoacetyl-CoA synthetase
Biological process (GO): lipid metabolic process; positive regulation of insulin secretion
Cellular component (GO): cytosol
Molecular function (GO): acetoacetate-CoA ligase activity
Source: RefSeq, a predicted model, not a curated record
UACGUAUGUCACGUCUCGCCAGUCCGAGCGGACAAUUUUCUCUAUCAGCCGCACACGCGCACAAACCUGCUAGGUGACUGGUAGCUUUCAGCCAGACUGACCGACGUGAGGUGAAUGGACGCUAACAUGUCCAAAGACAAGAACGACACGAUCAUGGAGGCGGAGAACAAGGUGCUGUGGUACCCGGACUCCAAGAGGGAUACGCGGAUGGACCAGUUCAGGCGGCAGGUGAACCACGAGCACGGGCUCAACCUGGUCAACUACCGGGACUUGUACCAGUGGUCAGUGGAUUGCUACGCCGAGUUCUGGUCGUGUGUGUGGAGCUUCUGCGGUGUGGUCAGCUCCAAACCCUACCACGAGGUGGUGGACGUGUCCAAACGAAUUUCAGAUGUUCCCGAGUGGUUUUCAGGCGCUCGCCUGAACUACGCAGAGAACCUGCUCAAACACACCGAGCAGGACAAAGUUGCUCUUUAUGCUGCAACUGAGGCCAGCGAGGAGAUCAUUAAAGUCACCUUCCGUGAGCUGAGGCGUGAUGUGGCAUUGUUCGCUGCCGCCAUGAGAAAGAUGGGUGUGCAGACAGGAGACAGAGUCGUGGGUUACCUGCCCAACAGCAUCCAUGCGGUGGAAGCCAUGUUGGCAGCUGCCAGCAUCGGAGCCAUUUGGAGCUCCACGUCCGUUGACUUUGGAGUCAAUGGCGUUCUGGACAGGUUCUCUCAAAUCCAGCCGAAGCUGCUGCUCUCUGUCGCCGCUGUGGUUUACAACGGAAAAACUCACAACCAUGUGGACAAGUUGACCUGCGUCGUCAAAGGCCUUCCUGACCUGCAGAAGGUGGUGGUGAUUCCCUACGCUUGCGACAAACACCACAUUGACCUCUCCAAGAUCCCCAGCAGUGUGUUUAUCGACGACUUUCUGGCGUCCGGUCGUGGUGAUGGUGAUCAGCUCCCCCAGCUGGAGUUUGAGCAGCUGCCGUUUAGCCACCCGCUUUUCAUCAUGUACUCGUCAGGAACCACAGGAGCUCCCAAGUGUAUGGUCCACUCAGCUGGGGGCACAUUAAUCCAGCACCUUAAAGAACAUGUUCUCCACGGCAACAUGAGCAGCAGCGAUGUCAUCAUUUACUACACCACUACGGGUUGGAUGAUGUGGAACUGGCUAGUUUCGUCUCUGGCUGUGGGCGCUUCGGUGGUCCUGUAUGACGGGUCGCCCCUCAUGCCCACGCCCGAUGUCCUCUGGAACCUGACCGAGACUCUGGGCAUCAGCAUCUUCGGCACUGGAGCCAAGUGGCUGUCUGUACUGCAGGAGAGGAACCUUCAACCCGCCGAAACCCACAACCUGCAGUCUCUGCACACCAUCUUGUCCACGGGCUCCCCCCUCAAGCCCCAAAGCUACGACUACGUGUACCGCUGCAUCAAAAGUGACGUGCUGCUGGGCUCCAUCUCGGGUGGCACAGACAUCGUGUCAUGUUUCAUGGGUCAUAACCCAACAGUGCCGGUGUAUCGGGGAGAGAUCCAGACAAGGAACCUGGGCAUGGCUGUAGAAGCGUGGAACUUUGAAGGUAAGCCUGUUUGGGGAGAAAGUGGCGAGCUGGUGUGUUUGAAACCCAUUCCGUGCCAGCCCACGCAUUUCUGGAAUGACGACAACAGCAGCAAGUACCGCAAAGCCUACUUCUCCACCUUCCCGGGUGUGUGGGCCCACGGUGACUACUGCAAAAUCAAUCCCAAGACGGGAGGCAUUGUCAUGCUCGGCAGGAGUGAUGGAACAUUGAACCCCAAUGGUGUUCGCUUUGGCAGUUCUGAGAUCUACAACAUUGUGGAGGCCUUCGAGGAGGUAUCGGACAGCCUGUGCGUGCCUCAGUACAAUGCCGACGGCGAGGAGAGGGUGCUCCUGUUCCUCAAGAUGGCACCCGAGAAGCCCUUCAGCGCUGAGCUGGUGGCCAAAGUGAAGGCGGCCAUUCGGAAAGCGCUGUCCGCCCGUCACGUGCCCGCCCUCCUGCUCCAGAUACCUGACAUUCCCUACACGCUGAGCGGAAAGAAGGUGGAGGUGGCGGUGAAGCAAGUUCUGGCUGGUCGCGAGGUUUCCCAGCGCGGGGCUUUCUCCAACCCCGAAUCUCUGGACCUCUACAAGAACAUUCCGGAACUGCAGAACUUUUGAACCACGAGGAAGAAAAUGUUAAAAAUGAAAUUAAAAGACAAUUUCAUUUUGCUGCCCCAUUAACAUGAGAGCAGCGAACAACCAACGCUGCUAACAAACAAAGGAGGGCACUCUUAGCUUUGGCAUGAGCACUUUGGUUUGACGUCAGCCGCCAUUUUCCUCACCCAGUUUGAAGUCCCAGAACCGCAAACGUACGCUAAACGUUCUAAAUGGACGAUACAGAAGUUGGCUAUGAACUUUAAUUGUUAUUAUUGUGGUCUGAUAAAUGUAUUGUGACAGUUUCCAUUCUGUGAAAUGCCAGGGGGGGGGGGGCACACCCCUCACGUUUAAUAUUCUAAUGGAACAAUAGAUAGUCGGCUUCAGAAAUAGAGUAUUUGGGCUUCAGAAAUAGAGUAUUUGGACUAAAGUACUGUGACAGCUUCUAAUCUUCUAGAAAAUGUCAGAUGGAAAAGCUCACAUUUAAUAUUCUAAUGGUUAAAAACAAUGAAUUGAACUAAGUCUUAUUAUUGCUCUUCAGAAAUACAAUAUACAGACAAAUGUCUAUCAAAUCCUUUUGUCCAUGUAGGUUUGUGUAAAGAGGUCUUAAAACAGUUGUUUUUUUUAAUCACGAAAUAAUGAAUGAAAGUGAGUAUGACUUUGGUAAUUUGGUUCCAUGAACCAGGCAGGGACCAAGAGUGCAUCAUCAAAAUUGAAAGUGUGUAAAUAUUUGUGGCCAAAAUAUGGAAAUAUGAUCAUAAAUGUGACUUUUUCCAGUUCA